Carcharodon carcharias (great white shark) is the source of this 4268-nucleotide messenger RNA. Its product is annotated as NADPH--cytochrome P450 reductase-like. The coding region runs from base 343 to 2391 and encodes 682 amino acids. The record is from RefSeq and is a predicted model, not a curated record. The transcript is spliced from 18 exons. Gene Ontology annotation, molecular function: FMN binding; NADPH-hemoprotein reductase activity; flavin adenine dinucleotide binding. Gene Ontology annotation, biological process: response to hormone. Gene Ontology annotation, cellular component: cytosol. Lineage: Eukaryota; Metazoa; Chordata; Chondrichthyes; Lamniformes; Lamnidae.
AUGUCUGGUGGGGUGGUGGAGGUGCGAGCCGUUUUGUGGGGGUUUUGGGGGGUGGGGGGGGUAGGUCGCUCUGAAGCCACCGGUGCUGCCAUUGAUCUGCUUAGCCGUGACCUAUUUUGGAUCAGGGAAUAUCUAAGUGGUGAUUCUGAGCGCUUUCCAAAUUCCUCCUUUGGGGUCGUUUAGGUUAUUGUUCAGUCUUCCUGGGCGUGAAUCUGAGAUUUGGAUACUUUGGACAGCUGGAUUCAAUUUCUGUUAGUGCUGCAAACUACCUAUCUGGCAAUGUAUUCUUGAAGAAAAGCAGAAAAGAAAAAACAAGUGAAGGCAGCUUCAUCAGUAAGGAACAUGGAUUCUUCUGAAGUGGAGUUUGGGGCAUCAACAGCAGCCAGUGCUGCCGAGUCUUCUGUGGUGGUGGAAGAAUCAUUGUUUAGUAUGCUGGACGUCUUUCUAUUCUCCCUUCUUGCUGGGUUUGCAAUCUAUUGGUUUGUCUUCAGAAAAAAAAAAGUGGAAAUCCCAGACUACAGAACAAUCCAGCCACAGGUACCAACAAUACGAGAAACCAGUUUCAUUGAAAAAAUGAAAAAAACAGGAAAAAACAUAGUUGUGUUUUACGGCUCUCAAACAGGAACAGCGGAAGAGUUUGCCAAUAGGCUCUCAAAAGAUGCUCAGCGGUACGGAAUGCGAGGAAUGGCUACCGAUCCAGAGGAAUACGAUAUGUCUGAGUUAAACCGACUUACAGAAUUAGAAAACUCACUGGCAAUAUUCUGCAUGGCUACAUAUGGAGAAGGCGAUCCCACUGACAAUGCACAGGACUUCUAUGACUGGAUGCAAGAGACUAAUCUAGAUCUGUCUGGCGUGAAAUAUGCAGUCUUUGGGCUUGGAAAUAAAACCUAUGAACAUUUUAAUGCAAUGGGAAAGUAUGUAAACAAGAGACUGGAGCAACUGGGAGCAGAAAGGAUCUUCGAACUUGGUUUGGGAGAUGACGAUGGCAACCUGGAGGAGGAUUUCAUCAUGUGGCGGGAACAGUUCUGGCCAGCAGUGUGUGAACACUUUGGUGUGGAAGCCACCGGUGAUGAUUCCAGCAUCCGUCAAUAUGAGCUGGUGGUGCAUAACGACAUGAACAUGAAUAAAGUCUACACUGGAGAGAUGGGACGUCUAAAAGCUUAUGAAACUCAGAAACCGCCUUUUGAUGCAAAGAACCCAUUUUUGGCAUCUAUGAUAGUGAACCGGAAAUUGAAUAAGGGAGGAGAACGGCACCUCAUGCACCUGGAGCUGGGCAUCAGUGGUUCGAAGAUUAGGUAUGACAGUGGAGAUCAUGUGGCUGUGUUCCCCGUCAAUGAUUCAACAAUUGUCAUUGAGAUUGGCAAAAUACUAAACUCAGACUUAGAUGUAAUAUUUUCCUUAAAAAAUCUUGAUGAGGAGUCCAAUAAGAAACACCCAUUCCCCUGCCCAACCACAUACCGAACAGCUUUGUCACAUUAUCUAGAUAUCACCAAUCCUCCGCGCACUAAUGUUCUCUAUGAACUGGCACAGUACGCAUCGGACCCCAAAGAGCAAGAAUUUCUCCGGAAAAUGGCUUCAUCUUCCCCUGAAGGAAAGUUGCAAUACGUAAAGUGGGUGGUGGAAGACAGGAGAAACAUUCUGGCCAUCUUGCAAGACCUGCAGUCUCUCCGCCCACCCAUCGAUCAUCUGUGUGAGUUGUUGCCACGGUUACAGGCUCGCUAUUAUUCUAUUGCUUCUUCUUCAAAGAUUCACUCUGACUCAAUUCAUAUCUGUGCGGUUGUGGUGGAGUACACAUCCAAAGCAGGCCGCAUCAACAGAGGUGUAGCAACAACCUGGCUACGCAACAAAGUGCCAACUGAUAAUGAUCACAAAUCCACUGUCCCAAUAUACGUGCGGAAGUCUCAGUUCCGGCUGCCCUACAAACCCAGUACGCCCAUUCUCAUGAUUGGACCUGGCACCGGCAUCGCUCCCUUCGUUGGGUUUAUUCAGGAACGGGCCUGGCUGAAGCAGCAAGGGAAGGAGGUUGGAGAGACUGUGCUGUACUAUGGUUGCCGUCAUCAGAAUGAGGACUAUCUGUAUCAGGAAGAGCUGGAGCAAUUUCAGAAGGACGGUGUCCUUACUCAGCUUAAUGUAGCAUUCUCCAGAGACCAGGAGAAAAAGGUAUAUGUCCAGCAUUUGCUAAAGGAAAAUAAAGAGCACGUGUGGAAUCUGAUCCAGAAGGAAGGUGCACAUAUCUACAUCUGUGGUGAUGCAAAGAAUAUGGCAAGAGACGUCCAGAACACAUUUUACGAAAUUGUUGCUGAACUCGGAGAAAUGACACACACGCAGGCUGUUGAUUAUGUCAAGAAACUGAUGACAAAAGGCCGUUAUUCUUCUGACGUCUGGAGUUAAAAUGGGAACAGGAGCAGUAAGCAUCCAGAAUUGAAGGGUGAACGAAUUGUCAGUGGUUCCCAGCUGAUGACCUCCACCAGUCAAUGCAAGAGAUCUGUUAAAGUUAAGCAAUGAGGCAAUGAUUUUUAUAUAGAAAAAAAGUUCUAAAAUGUCCUAGACACUGUUUAUGGGAAAUAACUUUGUGCUUUACUAAAUACUGUACUCCAUCAGAAUUGAUAUUUUAUUAGAGACUUUCCAUUGCUGUCCUUUAAAAGUUACUCAGAAUUCCAAAUCCCCAAUCCAGAAGAAUCCUUUAUAAUAAUAUUUGUUUAAAAGGUUAGCUGCAGCACACCAUAGUAAAACUUCCAAGUGUACUGAAAGGGACCUUUCUCAUUAUUUGUCUCAUAAUUUUUUUAAUAAAACAUAAACAGUAUUGCAGGAAGAAGACAUUGGGUUGUAACUUUGAAAACAACACCAGAUUUUAUGGAGUGAAUUCAUGAUAUGAUCAAUUUUUUAUAUAUGUGACUUAUAAUUACCUUCUUUAUAUCUUCUGAUUCAUAAUGUUUAAUCAUUUGAGGAAAGAGCGGUGGCAAAUUUGUGAGUGAAGGUAUCAAAAUGCAUUGAACCCUGAAUUUUCUCUGUCCUUUGAAUUCAGGAUGCAUGCUGAUUUUCAUAGGCAGUCUGCAAAACUUUUAUUUAACUUUUUCUAAAAAAGCAAAAUUCCUAUAACUGUAAGAUGUUAAGUUACGCUGUACUUAGACCCAGAGACUUUAAUCCAGCUCCUGGCUUUGAGACAGGCUUUGUGAAAAUGUUGACUCAAAUGAACUGUUCCCUAUUGAGCCUUCUCCGUGGUUUGAUUAAGGCUUUGGAAAGUUGUUUUAAGGAUUUAAAACUGGCCUGAGUCUUUAUAAUACAGGAGUUUGUAAAUCAAACAGUGACAAAGUCUGCAACAAAGGCAAUAUAUGAUCCAAAAUUUAAACUUAGAGCCCUGUAUCAGGGAAUGUAAAUCCAGUCACCUGUUGGGACCAGAUUUGCAGAAGCACAGAUUGGCUAUUAUGAAUCUAUAAAUGUUAGCCCAUACUGCCAGGUUAAAAUGUGGCAGGGUGAAUAAAGGACCCAUUUGUGAUGCUGCAGCAUUUUAGUAAUGCAGGUUUCUGCUCAGCAGUCUGGUACUGAAACAGACCUCUGGCUUUGCUUUCAGAGAAUAUGUUAGUUCCAAGUCUACCUCCUUGGAUUAAAAGAAAAUAAAUUGAAAACAAAAAAUGUUGUAAAUAUACAGCGACCUCUGAAAUUUGAUGUUUUGGGUGUGGACAUAGUUUUAAUGAAGUUCUACACCUGGCCUGCCCUUUUCUCUCCACAUGCUGACAGACCUGUGUUUUCAGAAUUUUCUGGGCUUUAUUUAAAAUUUCCUUUUAUUGCAACUUGUGCAAUGCACAUAAUUCAUUACAACUGACUGCAUCUACAGAAGCAAUAACCUAAAAGUUUACAGAUAGCUUUCAUUAUACUGGAGCCUUUCCAGAGACUUUGCUUUUCAGUUCUUAAAAACAGAGAGGCCAGGAAAAUGGCCCAUUUUUAAAUCACUAUUUCUCUCAUGUUUGCAGCUGAGGGACAAGGUAAGUGACCUGCCAUUGGGUCUCUGCUAGUGCUUUUUGUGAGCCAGCCAUUGGGAUAUCUGAGAGUGUGUUUUUAUCCUUUUGCUCUCGCACUGGAUAGUGCCUAUUCAUUGCUAACCCUUCCUCUAAUUCUGAACUUGCAGCACUCAUGCACGGCACCACAACAUCUUGCUCUGUUUGCUGAAGCUCUCCAAAGAGGUGAAUUGUUGGCUUUUAAGAGAAUUGUGAACUCUUCCAUCUUUUAGCUUGAUGUAUAAUGCCUAUUAAAGUUUCAUUAAAUCCAAA